Molecule: messenger RNA, 1212 nt
Organism: Arctia plantaginis
Lineage: Eukaryota; Metazoa; Arthropoda; Insecta; Lepidoptera; Erebidae
Source: the annotation of a GenBank genome assembly
AUGGACGAUCCGAAUAGAAUGAUGGCGCACGGCGGUGGGCUCAUGGGGCCACAGGGCUACGGUUUAGCUGGAGGCGAAGGCGCCCCAGCUGCCGGUGAGGGCGAAGCGCGUAAGCAGGACAUUGGUGAAAUAUUGCAGCAGAUCAUGAACAUUACUGAUCAGAGCCUUGAUGAAGCGCAAGCAAGAAAACACACGCUAAACUGUCACAGAAUGAAACCUGCGCUAUUUUCAGUAUUGUGUGAAAUUAAAGAAAAAACAGUUCUGUCCCUCCGCAACACGCAAGAGGAAGAGCCACCGGAUCCCCAACUGAUGCGCCUUGACAAUAUGUUGAUUGCUGAGGGUGUUGCUGGACCUGAAAAAGGCGGAGGUGCCGGUGCUGCCGCAUCAGCGUCUGCUGCAGCAGGAGAGUGGGAUAACGCAAUCGAGCAUUCCGACUAUCGCGCUAAGCUGGCGCAGAUCCGCCAGAUCUACCAUCAGGAGCUGGACAAGUAUGAGAAUGCUUGCAACGAGUUCACUACACACGUCAUGAACUUGCUCCGUGAGCAGAGCCGCACCAGGCCCAUUACACCUAAGGAAAUCGAGCGCAUGGUGCAGAUCAUCCACAAGAAGUUCAGCUCCAUCCAGAUGCAGUUAAAACAGUCCACUUGCGAGGCCGUUAUGAUACUGCGCUCUCGGUUCCUUGACGCGCGUCGAAAACGCCGCAACUUCAGCAAGCAGGCUUCAGAGAUACUUAACGAAUAUUUCUACUCACAUCUGUCGAACCCCUACCCCAGUGAAGAGGCAAAAGAGGAGUUGGCAAGAAAGUGUGGCAUUACUGUAUCCCAGGUGUCCAAUUGGUUUGGCAACAAACGCAUUCGUUACAAGAAAAACAUUGGCAAAGCGCAAGAGGAGGCCAACCUGUACGCCGCAAAGAAAGCCGCCGACUUGCCUUGGGUCGGUGGGGGCCGCGAUGCCGGCUCGCCGCCAGCCAGAUCUACGGCAUAUUACAUUCGCAGCAGGCGCGUCGCCGUACUCGAUGGGCGCUGCGUCGGGCACGGCCACGCCCAUGAUGUCGCCCGCGCCUACGCAGGACUCCAUGGGCUACUCGCUGCCCGCGCCGCCCUACGACCAGCCGCAACCCGGCUACGACGGCUCCAUGGGCUACGACCCGAUGCACCAGGACCUCUCGCCCUAGGCCACUCGCACAUACUCCUUCACCCGUUGUGCAGGUGA